Ostrinia nubilalis (European corn borer) is the source of this 1544-nucleotide messenger RNA. Its product is annotated as ankyrin repeat domain-containing protein 50-like. The record is from RefSeq and is a predicted model, not a curated record. Gene Ontology annotation, molecular function: protein binding. The coding region runs from base 60 to 1544 and encodes 494 amino acids. NCBI's taxonomy places the organism in Eukaryota, Metazoa, Arthropoda, Insecta, Lepidoptera, Crambidae. The transcript has 13 exons.
CAAACAGGAAACUUUAGUGAAUUUUGUAUGUGGUAGCAGUUGGGACUGAACUUUUAAAGAUGACGGAGGGUCGGUCGCGUGUGCAGCAGAACGAUUUACUUCUGCACGAGGCUGUGAUCAAGAACGAGCCCGCAGCCGUCAGGGAGGCGUUGCUCAGGCCCACGGAUGUCAACUGCAGGAACAACUAUGGCCGAGCACCGAUACAUUGGGCAGCUAGCAGAGGCAACGUAGAAAUCAUCAAACAGCUUAUCGAAGCUAAAUGCGACAUAGAAGCUGCUGAUAAGUUCGGCAUGCGGCCGCUUCUCAUGGCCGCUUGGCACGGCCAUCUCGACGCGGUAAAGGCGCUCGUCGCGGCCGGAGCCUGCCUCGCAGCUACUAACAAGAAACACAACGACAUCCUCCAGUGUGCGUGCUCGCGCGGUUCCUUAGACGUCGCUGCGUACGCGCUCAGCCUCGGCGCCAAGGUCCAAGGUUCGGACGCCGCUGGUGACGCGCCGUUAGCAUUAGCAGCUCGCGCCGGCCACACCGCUCUGGUGGAGCUGCUGUUGGAGAAAGGAGCUGAUAUUGACGCUAUUAAUAAGUACACAAUCAGCUUCGGCGCCAAGGUCCAAGGUUCGGACGCCGCUGGUGACGCGCCGUUAGCAUUAGCAGCGCGCGCCGGCCACACCGCUCUGGUGGAGCUGCUGUUGGAGAAAGGCGCUGACAUUGACGCUAUUAAUAAGGGUUCGGACGCUGCUGGUGACGCGCCGUUAGCAUUAGCAGCUCGCGCCGGCCUCACCGCGCUGGUGGAGCUGCUGUUGGAGAAAGACGCUGAUAUUGACGCUAUUAAUAAAGUGGGUAUCUUAUACUCCUACACAAGGUUUAGAGAUAAGACGCUGACGGUUCAACAUAAAACGCAGAUGAAGUUCCGUGUGGACCUCGGAGACAAGGAUCAGGGUUCGGACGCCGCUGGUGACGCGCACACUGCGCUGGUGGAACUGCUGUUGGAGAAAGGCGCUGAUAUUGACGCUAUUAAUAAGCCUCGGAACAAGGAUCAGGGAUCGGACGCCGCUGGUGACGCGCACACUGCGCUGGUGGUACUGCUGUUGGAGAAAGGAGCUGAUAUAGACGGAAGUAAUAAGGUCGGGCGUACCGCUCUACACGUGGCAUGCGAGAGCGGCCACUCGCCCACCGCUGUACUCCUGGUAGCCAAAGGCGCGUCCAGAGAAGCCCGAGACAACUCCGGGCGGACGCCGCUCCAUCUAGCGGCGGUGCACAGACACACGGAGCUAGUGCGGGUGCUGUUGGAAUCCGAGUGUCACGUCGACGCGACCGAUAACAACGGUGUGACAGCUCUGCAGAUGGCCUGUGCACAAGGCUGCCGCGGCAUAGUAGAGCACUUGCUGACAUUCGGCGCUAAUGUGCACUUACAGAAUAAUGUGGGGUCGUCGGCCCUGCAUGCGGCGUGCGCGGCAGACGCCACCGACAUCGUCGAGCUACUCCUGGCCCACGGAGCAGACCCUGCCCUCACUGACCAGAGUCUGAUAGAAUUGGACGCUAUUUAG